Messenger RNA from Acanthoscelides obtectus, 762 nucleotides. NCBI's taxonomy places the organism in Eukaryota, Metazoa, Arthropoda, Insecta, Coleoptera, Chrysomelidae. The record is from the annotation of a GenBank genome assembly.
AUGUUGUCGUUACCCAAUCAUCAACCAUUGACGGAUUCUCUAGUCGAUGCUUCUAAGGAGCUACAUAUCAAAAACAUGGGAAGUAAUCAGGUUUCAGAACUCGGUGUAAGGACGCGUCCGUUGACAACCAGCGAAUUGUUGGAAGAAAUUGAAAACAUCGAAAAUUCCGAAGAUCUUCCCGAUGGAAUUAUUAUUACUCCACCAGACGAUUUUUCCGACAACACGGACUGCGACUCUGGAGACGAAGAUUCCAAUGAUCCGGACCACUUGAACAGCAAUCAGCUUUCUGCUCAAGCUGAAUAUUACUUCAUGGACAAUGAAAGGAGAUCACAAAAUGAAACAGUGAUUGAGGGGGUUGCUGGUAUUGAGUGGGAUGAAGAAGACAAUUUGCCGCUCGCAUAUUUUGCAAGUCACUCUGAAUAUGAAAAAUGUAAGUGGAUGAAAGGCGACCUACAGAGUGAUAAUACGGAAACAGUUUCAAAUUUUCCACCUCCACUUACACUGACAUCGGAGAGUCCGCCUCUCCAAUUUUUUCUACUAUUUUUGUCACCCGAUAUUCUAACAGAUCUUGUAAAACACAGCGUUACAUAUGCUUCUAAAAAGAACAAGCUGAACUUUGAACUUUGUUUGGACGAAAUGUAUGUUUUUGUUGGAAUUUUAGUUUUGUCUGGAUACGUUCCUCUACCGAGAAGACGGAUGUAUUGGGAAGAAAGUGAGGAUGUUCAUAAUGAACUAGUCGUCAAAUCAAUGCGUCGAAAUUGA